AGGCAGAGGCAGGCUUGGGGAGCUGAGCUGUGUGGGGCAUGGUGUUCGCAGGGUGCAGGACUGCGUGGCGCUCGGCCGCCCCACAUAGAGAUCCUGUCCCCUUCCCUUCAGGGGCUGUCACAGGGACAUGGUGAUACUCCGAGCAGGCCUCUGCCCCGGCCUUACGGCAGAGAUGAUCCAGCUUCUGAAAGCCAACAGCAUCGCUACAGUGGUGGACCUUGUCUCCUCGGACCUGGAGGAAGUUGCCCGGAAGUGCUGCCUGUCCUACAAGGCCCUGGUCGCCGUGAGACGUGUGUUGCUGGCACAGUUUUCAGCCUUUCCUGUCAACGGGGCGGAUCUCUACGAGGAACUCAAGAGCUCCACAGCCAUCCUGUCCACAGGGAGCAAGAGCUUGGAUAAGCUGCUGGACUCUGGCCUGUACACUGGGGAAGUGACCGAGCUCACAGGAGCGCCCGGCAGUGGCAAGACACAGGUGUGCCUCAGCAUAGCCGUGAGCACGUCCCACGACCUCAAGCAGAACGUCCUCUACGUCGACUCCACGGGCGGGUUCAUGGCCUCUCGCCUGCUCCAGCUGGCUCAGACCAGGACAGGGGAUGAAGAGGAGCAGGUGGAGGCUCUGCAGAGGAUUCAGGUGGCCCGGGUGUUCGAUGUCUAUAAAAUGCUGGAUGUGUUACAGGAGCUCCGGUGCAGCGUGUCCCAGCAGGUCCUGAGCUCCUCUGGGCCGGUGAAGGUGCUGGUGGUUGACUCCGUCUCAGCGGUGAUUUGCCCGCUCCUCGGAGGCAGGCAGGCGGAGGGCUUGGCCCUCAUGAUGCAGCUGGCCAGGGAACUGAAGACACUCGCCAGAGAACUGAGCAUGGCUGUUGUGGUGACUAACCACGUGACCAGAGAUGGCAGCAGUGGUCACCUGAAACCAGCCCUAGGUCGCUCCUGGAGUUUUGUGCCCAGCACCCGGGUGCUGUUAGAGAGCAGAGAAAGCACUUGGGGACAAGCUAGCACCCGUCGCAUUGCUUCCUUAACAAAAUCGCCCCGGCAGCCAACUGGGAUUGAGGUGGAGCUGGACAUCGGAAGCUGUGGGGUAUUGGAAGAGAGCCCAGCUGCAUCCGGAGAGGGACGCUGAUGGAGGGUGAAAAGUGAACAGCAGAUUACAAGGGCCUUUACCGUGGGCACCUUUGCAGCUAACAUUACUGAAGACUGCAGAACCAGACCACGUUAGCCAAGCCAUCUUGGUGGCCAGGAGAGAUGCUUGGAGUCCCAGUAGAAAGGACUGUAGAAACAGGUCUGUUUCCUGUUGUCUUUGCCAAUUAAGGAACUCCCUCAUCUUGGACAAGGGAGGUUUGGGGUUCCAAGGAGAUCUCAGAGGAAUGCGUUUGAGUCAGACAAGCGCUGCGUGUGGCUGUAGCACUUUUCUGGAGUGCAUUAAAACCACAAGCCCUUUCCUGGGGGUUCUGUGGAUUAUCAGGGGAACCUUUGUCUCAGGGUGUCAUGGGAUCAGCAGGAAUUUUGCUGAAUUAUUUGAUGAAUAAACACCAGGCUGUUGGUAACGUGGCUUUUUAUAACCAACUGCUGCCUGAUCCCAGAACCUCCAGCUCUCUAGUGAGGGUCCCUGGGAGGCCUCAAAGAAUACCGUCAAGACCUUCACGAGCUGGAAUUCCAUCUACUGUAGCUGCCAUUAGUUUUAGUCCUGUUAUACCUCUAAAGGAUCAUCACUACAGCAGCCUUCAGGCCUGGGUCCCGCUCUGCUUAUUCUGUAGCAGCACUAGGGUGGACACAGGCUGCUAAAGGGAAACCACAUGAUAAGUUCUCAGAGCUUUUUAUGGUCACAUCUUUUCGACCCAGAGUAAUCAUGGGUAGUUUGUAGGUGGGGGCAGUGGUAUUUUAGUGUAUAUUGCAUAAAGAGUUGCUGCUACCUCAUGGAAAAAGGUAUACGUGUCUUGGGCCAGAGCCUUAGCUGGUGCAAAUUGGGUGUUGCUCCUGAUUGACAGCAGUGGAGCAUCUGGUCCCGUGUUUACGCACUUUUUGGCUGAUGUAUUUGAUAUCAC
Terrapene triunguis (Three-toed box turtle) is the source of this 2039-nucleotide messenger RNA. It is a transcript of the gene RAD51D, whose product is annotated as RAD51 paralog D. Gene Ontology annotation, cellular component: replication fork; Rad51B-Rad51C-Rad51D-XRCC2 complex; centrosome. Gene Ontology annotation, biological process: DNA strand invasion; telomere maintenance; reciprocal meiotic recombination. Bases 128 to 1117 code for a protein of 329 amino acids. The record is from RefSeq and is a predicted model, not a curated record. The transcript has 11 exons. NCBI's taxonomy places the organism in Eukaryota, Metazoa, Chordata, Testudines, Emydidae. Gene Ontology annotation, molecular function: ATP-dependent DNA damage sensor activity; four-way junction DNA binding; single-stranded DNA binding.